AUGAAGGUCGAGGGUCGAACAUUUCUCAUCUCAGGCGGUGCAUCAGGUCUUGGCCAGGCUUGUGUGGAAGAUAUAUGCGCCAACGGCGGUAAUGUGGCUAUUCUGGACAUGAACGAGGAAGCCGGUCAGGAAUUGGUUAAAAAGCUAUCCACCUCGACCAAGUUUUUUGAAUGCAAUGUUCUGGAGACUGAGAGCGUUUCCAAGGCAGUGCAGGAUGCUGCUAAGUGGGCAAAGGAGACAGGCAAGCCUUUGGGAGGUGUGAUAGCUGCUGCUGGUGUUUCUACACCUGCUACGAUCCUCGACCGAGAUGGCUCUGCCUUUAGUCUGGAUGACUUUGACUUUGUUCUCAACGUCAACCUCCGAGGCACAAUCGACCUGGUCCGCCAGACUCUGGAACAUCUGGCCAAGGUGGAACCCCAUGGACCAGACGGCGAGAGAGGCGUUGUGAUCAUGGUCGCAUCAUCAGCAGCAUUCGACGGUCAAAAAGGUCAAGUUUCAUACUCCGCCAGUAAAGGCGCCGUGACGGCCAUGACUUUACCCAUGGCACGAGAUCUCGCGCGCUUUGGAAUUCGAGUUGUGACAAUUGCGCCCAGUUUGUUCGAGAGUCGAAUGACCAGCGUCAUGUCUGAAAAGGUCAGAAAGAGUCUCGAGGGCGCGAUGGAGUUUCCCAAGAGAGCUGGUCAGCCCAAGGAGUUUGCGCAGUUGGCGAGACAGGGUAUUGAGAAUGUCAUGUUGAAUGGUGUGGUUAUGAGAUUGGAUGGUGCUAUGAGAAUGCCCAGCAAGAUGUAA
Molecule: messenger RNA, 789 nt
Organism: Fusarium coffeatum
Lineage: Eukaryota; Fungi; Ascomycota; Sordariomycetes; Hypocreales; Nectriaceae
Exons: 3
Coding region: 1-789 (262 amino acids)
Molecular function (GO): oxidoreductase activity
Source: RefSeq, a predicted model, not a curated record